Messenger RNA from Penicillium canariense, 681 nucleotides. Its product is annotated as glutathione S-transferase family protein. The record is from RefSeq and is a predicted model, not a curated record. Lineage: Eukaryota; Fungi; Ascomycota; Eurotiomycetes; Eurotiales; Aspergillaceae. The transcript is spliced from 3 exons. Bases 1 to 681 code for a protein of 226 amino acids.
AUGUCCUCCUCUAACAUCACUCUCUAUACCUGGCCCACGCCGAACGGCAUCAAGGCCUCCAUCACCUUGGAGGAACUGGGUCUGCCAUACAAGACGGAGCCGAUCGACAUUAGCACCAAUAUUCAAAAGGAAGAGUGGUUUUUGAAGAUCAACCCCAAUGGCCGUAUCCCUGCCAUCACCGAUGGCUCGCAGCGCGUUUUCGAAAGUGGCUCCAUUAUGCUUUACCUUGCCGACAAGUAUGACGCCGACCGAAAGAUCAGCUAUGCGCCCGGCACCCCGGAGUACAUUGAGCAGGUAUCCUGGCUCAUGUUCCAGAUGGGCGGGCUGGGUCCCAUGCAAGGCCAGGCGAACCACUUCCGGCUCUUCGCCGGCGCCCGCUCCGACUACGGUAUCAAGCGCUACAUUGACGAGACGAAGCGUCUCUACUCAGUCCUGGAAUCUCGUCUGAAGGAAAGCCCCUACCUGGCUGGCUCCAAGUACACCAUCGCCGACAUUGCCAACUACGCAUGGGUUCGCAGUGGUCCCAGUGCGCUGGAGAUUGAUCUAUCUGAGUUCCCCACUCUAAAGAAGUGGAGCGAUGAGAUCAGCAAGCGGGCUGCGGUGCAGAAGGGUGUGGAUGUGCCUCCCCCUCGGCCGUACAGACGAGGAUCGCAACGAGUUUUUCCGGAGCGCUCGUGCUAA